Molecule: messenger RNA, 1028 nt
Organism: Paramuricea clavata
Lineage: Eukaryota; Metazoa; Cnidaria; Anthozoa; Malacalcyonacea; Plexauridae
Source: the annotation of a GenBank genome assembly
GUAAUACACUCCGUAAUUUUAGAUGUUGGACAAAGAUGAUUGUGGCAAAGCUAAAACUUGUUAUAGCAGACCGGCAAGCUGUUCAUCAUCUCAGGACUGUGAAUAUCUUCUCAAGUAUUCUGUAUCUGGACAAGAUGUCAUGUUUGAACUAAGUUCCAGCAAAUAUCAGUGGAUUGCUGUUGGAUUUAACCCAAACAAGGGAUCGAUGGUAAUUGUUAUUGGAAAAUCAUCGAGGUGGACGUUAUAGAAACUAUAGCAGUGAGAACGCGAACACGUGACCACACUGUUAAACUAACGGUUUCUAUUUUUAUUUAGGCUGGUGGAGAAUCAUUAGCGUGUGAAACCUAUGGGAGUAAGGUUGUACUUCGUCAUUACAAUAUGCCAAAGAAAGAACGGCCUGAUCCAAGUAGUGUAAGUAUAUAACAAAUUCUCUUGUCUAGGGUUGCAUAAUAUUUUAUGUACAUGCUAGUUUUAUGCACAUUUGAAUUUCUACAUCAACUUUGUAGUCUGUAAAUCUACAGAUGGUUAAAAUUAUAACUUAUUGGGCAACAGUCGGACCUCAAUCACCUAUCCAGUGGACACCUCGAAUUAACGUUCCCCGCGUUGGUGUUCGAAUAUAGUAGUUUAAUAGCCGACACUUCCAGCAUUUCUAUGAGUGCGCACGAAACAACGUACGUUUUGAAAUCGAGGCGGACAAUGUAAACCAUUGCAAUAAAAGUAGUUUUCAAUUGCCACCCAGCAAAUUCGGGAAAAUUCUAAUUAUUAAAUCGAUCAGUGUGAUGUAAUUAUUGUUUCUGUAUAAAAGUUUACUCAGGCGUUCAUAUAUAAUAUCUGUUAUUUUAAGGAAACAAAGGCAACACUCCUAUCUAGCAACAUGACAGGAAAUAUUCUUACUUGCAAGUAAGUAUGAUAACAUUAUUUAUUAAGAAACAUGAUGUAUAAUGCAAAUUAGGUAAUACGUCGAAAGUGGAAACAUAUUUAGGAUCAUAUAAUGAUAUAUAGAAUUCGCUUCGCAUUCAAAGUUAGAC